AUGGUUGUGUCUGAUUCUGCUACAAAUAGUGCUCCUAAUAAUGCUACUGGGUGUAACACUGGUGUGGGUGCUAGAAUGAGCAACACUUGUAACUCCAAUCCAUCAGUCCCUCUUGGUUCUAAUAGAUCCGCUCCAACACUUAAUGUUGCUCCUCACUGUUCAGUUCCAUCAUCUUCAGCUGAUUCAAAUCAUAAUGAACAAGAGGCAGAACAAAACAAUAGUACCAGAUUAGAGAACGUUCCCGCAGUUAAUGAAGCAGAAAAUUUAAAUGCAGCAAAAAAAAGAGGCCGAACAACUUUGAAGGAGUUGUGGUCAUUACCACCAGAAGAGAGGAUUGUGGUGAGUGCAAAUCAUUUGGGACAACCAAUUGGGGCCGAAGCACAAUUAUUAGCAGGAUUUCUCGGCAUGCUUGCUCGAACUGGUCAACAAAUUGGGCUCCAUUAUGAGAGUUGGCAUAAAUUACGAUUUGCUCUUGGAAUUUCGAAAGAGUAUGUGCUAAAGUCUUUGGGGAAGAAAUGGAGAGAUUACAAGCAUGAUUUGAAAAAGCGUCAUUUCAAACGAGAAGAUGGUUUGCAAGCAAACAAAGAUAAACAUCCAAAUGCAACCAUUCGAUGGCAAUGGGACCAAUUAGUCGAUUUUUGGUAUUCAAGUAAAGGAGAGGAUUCAGAAAGGCUUGGGGUUGCUAGCAGAAAACAACAAAAAUAUACUCAUACCUCUGGAUCGAAGAGCUUUGCAAGAAAGGAAAAGGAAAUGGAGGUUAACAGUGGAAGAAAAGUAGGACGCCUUGAAUUUUUUAAAGCAACUCAUACCAAAAAGGAUGGUUCUCACAUGAACGUGGAAACUGAACAAAUUAUGGAGACGGCAAAUGAAAAGUUAGCUGAAUGUGAAACAGUAGAUGAGAAUAUGCAGAUGGUUGAAACUGAAAUUCUGACAGAACUUAUUGGAAAAGAACGAUGUGGGUGA
This is a messenger RNA of Dioscorea cayenensis subsp. rotundata (Guinea yam), 963 nucleotides long. RefSeq lists its product as uncharacterized. Bases 1 to 963 code for a protein of 320 amino acids. Lineage: Eukaryota; Viridiplantae; Streptophyta; Magnoliopsida; Dioscoreales; Dioscoreaceae. The transcript is spliced from 6 exons. The record is from RefSeq and is a predicted model, not a curated record.